AUGAGUCAAUAUAAACUUGUUCAGGAACUUGAAGAAGGUAUUGUUCGACAUCAAGGAACCUUGCAUAGUCAACUUUCUGGCUUAGUUGACGGAUUCGUUCGAUAUCUAAAGGAGCCUCGAUAUCAAUCCCCGUUAACGUUACAAGAAUUAAGUCGACUCUUUGGACUUUUCUAUAAAGAUUUGAAUUCUGUUGCCUUUAACCUUUACUGCUUAUCCAACACGUCCAAGAAACAACUUAUUAACAACUGUGGUUAUUUCCGUGACCACCGUCAAGAUUUCGAUUACUUGAUGGCAAUAGCUAAUUAUCUGAGUAGCUCUAUUAAAUUGGUAAAACGAUCAGAUGAAUUGGCUAUGAAACAACUUCGAAUCUUUAACUUGUAUAAAUUCCAUUCCACAUUGCAUGCCAUUGAAUUGGCCCACAAUAAGUUAUUCCAGACAGUUGCUAAGGGUGAAGAUGUUAUGUUGUACGACAAGAUCUUUCGUUUUGAUCAGAAGGAUGUUAUCUUCCAGGAGUUCCUCGAUGAAAAGCUUGAAGCGCUAAGGAAAGAAAAUAUAUGCUUUUCUAUGUUUUACCACGACGAUUCAGAAACUGGUUUGGCAGAAUUUAUGGAUUCUUUAGUCGAGUCCAAGGAUACUGAAUUUAACUCUCAGCUUGAACAACUCACAGAGCAAUGUAUCGAGUUGAAGCAAUGUAUCACUCCACUUUCCAAGAUCCUUACCGUUUCUCAUAUGCAAAGAAACAUAACCAGGUUGUUGAAAACUCGGUUCCCGGAUCUCCAAAUCAGUAAUGAUAUUUUACUUCCUUCCUUUAUCUAUUUGGCACUAAGACUGGUUGAGCUUGAAGAAAUGUAUUUGACAUUUAUCUUCAUAAGUAAUUUCCUUGACACUUUUGAUCCCUAUCAUGUUGAAGUUCAUAAUAUCACAGUCAGCUCUACAUACAAUCCCACAGACUCAUCCAACCCUAUGUUGAAGUAUAGCUAUAAACCCAGAGUGAUGAACUUCUUUGAAAUGCUUAAUAUCUCCAACACCGAUGAAAGAACUUCAACUGAAGUCGAUUAUAUUAACCAUAAAAGUAAUAAUAGCAAUAAUGAUCAUAAUGAUGAUCAUAAUGAUAUGGACUUUUUCCCUGAUGAUAAGAGUCUAAUUCAAUACAUAUUGUCGAAUGAAUUCUUCUCUGGUGAACUCAAAUACUGUUUAACUAAUUUCGAGGCAAUGGUGACCUAUUUAUCCUGUGUUACGUUAGAAGAAUUAGAUCCAACUGCUCAUACUACAAAUAAGCUUUUAAAAGCUCCUUUAUCUUCAAUUGUUGAUCUAGAAUUGGAUACCCAUUUCAAAUUUCCUGAAGGGAUGAUUGAAGAAGAAACCAAAUCUCGUGAAGUUGCAACUACUACACGGGUAGAAAGUAGAUCACGGUCCUCAUCAAUUAUGAAUGCUAUAAAUAAUAAAAUCAACGAGAGCAGAUCAAGAUCAAAUAGCUCGAAUGUUCCCCAUCUAAAAAGAGAUUGCAUCCCACCACUUACUCAUGGAUCAGAUACAGAAUCUUCGGCAGGUUCACCUUCCACUGUUACAGAGGAGGAGAGCAAUAAUGGUAUUAAUAUGAUGAAGAAUCUCAUAGGACGCUUCAGUUCACUUUCUGUGACUCAAUUCAACGGCCAUGGUCCUGGUCCAAACCAAGGUAUUAUGAGUGCUUCACAGAAUGGUUCAAGUGAAGGUCAAGUUCCUCGACCAGAUGGUCUUCCAGCUGAUGACCAAAUACUAUUUACAGCCCAUAGACGUUCGGGAUCAUCUCUUAUGAAUAGGUUAUCUCCAAACAAUUCUCGUACUCGAUCGUCAUCAUUGGAAUUAGGAAUACCUCAUGGACGUAAGAGUAACAGUGUUACUUCCAAAUUUACUUCUGGCGUUUCUGAAUUUAUGCAGAAACUUAACAAUGUCACUCCUAAUAACUCGACUGGAAAUAUUCCGACCAUUUCUGCACUAGGAGGAAAUGGUGGAGGUGGAGGUGGCAGUGGGCUUUUACAUAAUGGUAGUCAUGGGUCUUUAAAUUCGCUUGAGAAUGGCUCUCGAUCUGGGGCAGAUGCUGCGAAUUCAAUGUCUAACGAUCCAACUCCAACAGUUCAUGGGCGUCGACCAGAUUUUUCUUCACCAUUCCGUGCUCGUACUACGAGUUUACAAAUUAUGGACCGAUGGUUUGGCAAUAUCAGCAGUCAAAGCACUACUAAUCCACAAAGUCCAACUGGGGCUAGUGCUCUGAAUACAACCUUACAAGCAUCAGCUCUGACUCUUACACCUGGGACGUCAAACGCAAUAAGAGGCUCUGGAGAAAUUAGAGGGUUAAGUUUUGCCGAAAUUACUCGGUUCCAACUGGCAAAUUUCGACCAACUAUCUGUGAAUGACCUUCGUACCCUUAAGAGUUACUACGACCAUUUGUGUCAGGAAUUAAUUGGUAUUCGUAGUACAAGUGCGACCACUAUUCCAAUUGAAAGCAAUGCAUGUGUGCCACCUCCUACCACCACCACGGUGACCAACAACAGCAAUACCGCCAAUAAUAAUACAGUUCCGGGGGACAUUGCGUCGCUUGCUACGUCCAACAGUGACAAUCCUAGUACCCUUGAUGAAAGUAUUUAG
Molecule: messenger RNA, 2625 nt
Organism: Lizanozyma spartinae
Lineage: Eukaryota; Fungi; Ascomycota; Pichiomycetes; Serinales; Debaryomycetaceae
Exons: 1
Coding region: 1-2625 (874 amino acids)
Source: RefSeq, a predicted model, not a curated record